Molecule: messenger RNA, 1504 nt
Organism: Chrysoperla carnea
Lineage: Eukaryota; Metazoa; Arthropoda; Insecta; Neuroptera; Chrysopidae
Product: zinc finger protein 70-like
Exons: 8
Coding region: 23-1504 (493 amino acids)
Cellular component (GO): nucleus
Molecular function (GO): zinc ion binding
Source: RefSeq, a predicted model, not a curated record
AUGAUAAAAAAUAACAAAAACUAUGGAUUUUAAAAAUAUAUUUUGUCGUUUAUGUGCUGAAUUACAGCCCGAUUAUAAUUUAUUAGAAAUUACGGACGAAAAAGCAGUUAAUAUGAAUUUAGCAAAUAAAAUAAUGCAAUGUUACAAUGUAAAAAUUACCGCUGAUGAUAUCUUACCGAGACAUGUAUGUUCGAAUUGUUGUGACAAAGUGACCAAUGCAUUCGAAUUUCAUGAAUUAGUUCAUAAAUCACAAGAAUUUCUAAUGAAGCAAAUGAAUGUUGAUCCAAAUUUAAUGUAUAUUGAAGUGAAGCAAGAAAAGAUUGAUACUGAUGCGUGCACAAAUGAUGAUUUAGGUUUAAACGAUGAUAAUUACGGCGAUGAUUUUCCAGCAGAUACAAAAAUGGAGAAUGAUUCUGAUAAUGAUAACUCAGAAGAUGAAAAACCUCUGCUAGAAAGAAAAUUUACCAGAAAAUGUACACUAAAGGAUUCACAAAAUAAUUCAAGACGAGAUUAUGAAUCAGAAAGUGAAGAUGAAUUUGAAAUCAAAGAAACAAAAAAAAGAAAAGGUCAAGGAAAAUGGAAAUGUGUUGAAUGUAACAUAUUUUUAUCAAGUCAUCAGAAAUAUUGUAGUCAUUAUUUAAAUGUUCAUAAAAAAGCAGCAGAGUAUCCAUGCCCUGAUUGUCCAAAAAAAUACGAUAAACAUGAAAGUUUUUUAUCUCAUAGGCGUGUUCACAAUGGACGAUUUAUUUGUAAAAUAUGUACUAAAUCUUGUUAUGACGAUUCUUCAUUAAAACGGCACAUGUAUACUCAUUCAUCGUUAACACCUUAUCCAUGCAUGGAAUGUAAUAAGUCUUUUAAAACAGACGAAUCUUUACAACGUCAUCAAAAUAUACAUUUACCUGAAGAAGUUAGAAAGAAAAAACCAAAAAUGUAUCAAUGUGAAUUAUGCCACAAAAAAUUCAUGAAAGAAGCAAACUUGAAAUUCCAUAAAGAGAACCAUGACCCUGGAGAGUCACCUAAAAUUUUUGUUUGUGAUCAGUGUGGCAAUAAUUUUACGCGUAAAGCUCAUUUAGAACGACAUAUGUCAACUCAUUUAAAUGUAUUUCCAUUCCGAUGCGAUAAAUGUCCAAAAGCAUUUAAACAUGAAGAUAAUUUAAAUCGUCAUAAACAAUGUCAUGUAGAAGGGGAACCAUUUAAAUGUGACGUAUGUUUACGACCAUUCCGACAUAAACGUGCAUUAAAACGUCACGCACAAAUUCAUACCAAUCUACUGCCUUAUGAAUGCGAAUAUUGUCAUAAAUGUUUCAGAGAAAAAUCAUUUUUGAAGAUUCAUUUACGACAACAUACGGGAGAACGACCAUAUUCAUGUCUGGAAUGUAAUCAUAGUUUCGCAAAUGAUUCAAAUUUUAUAAAACAUUUAAAAGGGCGCCAUGGUUUACAAAAUGUAUCAGUAGCAAAUCAACGAGUCUAUCCAUUUAUUAAAAAGACUGAAGAGCAAGUUUAA